Molecule: messenger RNA, 1707 nt
Organism: Aethina tumida (small hive beetle)
Lineage: Eukaryota; Metazoa; Arthropoda; Insecta; Coleoptera; Nitidulidae
Product: vacuolar protein sorting-associated protein 52 homolog
Exons: 1
Coding region: 1-1707 (568 amino acids)
Biological process (GO): Golgi to vacuole transport; endocytic recycling; retrograde transport, endosome to Golgi
Cellular component (GO): GARP complex
Molecular function (GO): syntaxin binding
Source: RefSeq, a predicted model, not a curated record
AUGUCCGCUCGCAAGUCUUUGAGGGGGCUGAUGCGCGUCAACGACGAAGAGGUGACGAAGGCAAAGAACGAACUGGACAAGAUCCAGCACAAUAUUGACGUCCUGCGUGACGGCAUAAAGGAGCUGCAAGAAAAGUACCAGGCCAACAACCGCAAGCAAGAAGAGAAGGAGGCGUUAAUUCCUAAGGCGCAACAGCUGCUGGACAUUAUGACCUUCAACGUGAACAUUUUGCCUGUGGUUUGCAAUCGGGACACCGACGACGAACAGUUUAAACGUCAGAUAGAAGUGUUGGACGAGAAACUUGUCAACUGGGACGAAGACAAGGAUUCGGCCCUGGAAUUGGCACGGAAGAAAUUGAUUUCGACGGCCAGUCAGAAGAUUAAAGAGUUUCUGUUGAACCAAAUCGAAAAGAUUGGGAGGCCGACCACCAACAUCAAAACCAUAAAGAGCAUCCUGCUCGACAACAAGUCUUUCAAUCACUUCCUGGGACGUCACGCUCCGAACGAAGGGAAGGCGGUGAUGGACGAGUAUGUUUUCUCCAUGCAACAAACGUACCACAAGCACUUUCAACGGUCUAACGGUGUGUACAAAGGGAAGCUUACUGAAAAAGAUUUUAUGGGAGUGGAGGAGUGUGCUGCGCCGUUUAAUUUGAACGGUAGGCUGGACAUAUUCGACGAGGACUUCCAAAACUACAACUACGACAUGUUUGAGCACAAGUUCAAGGUGCUCCAUCAUCCCUUCGUUGGAAUCUCGUACAACGAGUACAAAUUCAUCUGCAAAUUUUUCCUUGUUAGGGAAGAAGAAGCGGGGUUCUUCUUCCAAGAGGUCAUGACUUCGAGCCUGGAAAUUUUGCACACAAGUUUACAGGACGACAUAGGAGCCUGUUUGGAUGCUUACGGCUUGUUGCUGGCCUACCAGCUGUUGGUGAGAUCCAAAAACUUGUACGAAAAGUCCAUUCCAGUUUUGCACGAUUAUUGGUUGGAGGUUGAGGAGAAGCUUUGGUCACGGUUCGAGUAUAUUUUCCAAAGGCACAUUGACAGCAUCUUGAGAAUUGACAAGUACAAGUUCGACAAGAACAUGGCCGCCCAUUACGUCUCGAAACGUUUCGCCCAAUUUUGCACCUCAAUUAAUCAAAUUAUGAGCUACGCCGCCAAUGUUAAGGUUGGGGAAUUGCUGGAGAAGUUACUGCACACCGUCAACGAUUUUAUUGUGGCUUUGUCGAAGCAGCUGGACACGGCCAUUGACCAACUGAUCUUCCUCAUCAACAACUACGAAACGAUCCUGGAACACCUCGAUGAUUCAUUCUGGGAACUGGACCUCUUCAAGGACAAACUGGAUUCAAAGAUGCAAAGCUACUCGGAGCUCAUACUGAUGGUUUACUUUGAGGAAAUGAUUUUGUUCACCAAUCGAAGCGAGAACAUGCAAGCCCACGGAUUGGACAAGGAGCUGAGGAGGAUCCAGGAGAAAUCCGAGUGGUAUGCCAAGCACUUUGCCGACACGUGGAAGAAAAGCUUUGAAGAGUUGAACGCUGAGAUUUCUGCCUCCUUCCAGAACAUCAGGACGACCACCAACUUGUUGGAGAACACCUUGAUGAGGCUCAGGAAGUACAUCAAGAGGUUCUACGGCGUCCUGCCCGAGGAUGCCAGGAAGCACAUCAAGAUUUCGGAGGUCCUGAACGAGAUUGUGGAGUGUAAAAUUGAAUUGUGA